Hyphopichia burtonii NRRL Y-1933 is the source of this 1725-nucleotide messenger RNA. Its product is annotated as ATP-dependent RNA helicase. Lineage: Eukaryota; Fungi; Ascomycota; Pichiomycetes; Serinales; Debaryomycetaceae. The transcript has a single exon. Gene Ontology annotation, molecular function: nucleic acid binding; ATP binding. Gene Ontology annotation, biological process: maturation of LSU-rRNA from tricistronic rRNA transcript (SSU-rRNA, 5.8S rRNA, LSU-rRNA). The record is from RefSeq and is a predicted model, not a curated record. Bases 1 to 1725 code for a protein of 574 amino acids. Gene Ontology annotation, cellular component: nucleolus.
AUGAAUACCCUAGUACGCAUUGGUAUAGGAUUGGGUAAAGGUGCUUGCUGGUAUACAAGGCCAUUUGUUGGUCAUGUCAGGUAUAAGAGCUCUAAGGCCGGUGGCAUGAAGAGUCGGAGAAGAACGGAUGCCAAAGAACGAGAAUCAAAGACGUUUGGGUUGGGGGCUUUUUCCAAUUUGAAAAAGCCAUCUGAAGAAAUGGUCAAUAGUUCGAAAGAGCAAAUCAAGAGUGUUGAGUCCUUUGAUGAGCUUAAGAUUUUCCCAACUGUUCGGGUAUCGAUGAUCAAGGAGAUCAAGAAAUCUUACAAUUUCAAGAAUACUUAUAUUAAGAAUAAGGACGAGCUUGAGAUUAAACCAUCUCCCGUGCAAAUUGCUAGUAUUAAAAAAAUCAGUAGGCCAAGGGAUCAAGUACCCAUGAAGCAUAACAAGCCUAAGCCUAGCACUAGUGGAGGUGAUAUUUUUAGUGAGUUAAUGAAGGAGAAUAAUAAUAAAAAAUUAAAAAUUUUCACCAUUGCUGCUGAAACUGGUUCCGGUAAAACAUGGGCUUAUUUAGCUAGUGUGUUGAGUAAGUUAAAGGAGGACGAUUUGAGUUUGUUCAACGAGUCACCUCGAGUUUACUCCAAGACGAAGAAUAGUCCAAUAAUUAGAUCGGUUAUAUUACUACCAACUCAUGAAUUAGUGGAACAAGUUUAUGAAACUCUCGACAGUGCUAAUAAAAUGAAGUAUGAUGUGUCGAGUGAAAUCUCAGCAACGUUUACCCGAAACAAUUCAGAAUUUUUUGAAUUACAUGAAAAUAAAGAUCAUUUAAAUCUUAAUAUAUUUAAAUGGGGUUCUGGUGAUCCUCAAAACAAAUUAAAAUCUCGUUUAGAUAAACGAGGUCGUAUUGAUGUAUUGGUUACAACUCCUGCCAAGAUCAAUACCUUAAAGAAUCCAAAUGCUGAUGUAUCCUUAAGUCGAGCAUUUAAGCUGGUCAAUUACUGUGUUGUUGAUGAAGCAGAUACUUUAAUGGAUCAAUCUUGGAGUCAAGAUACCCUUGAUGUAUUGGGUAGAUUCAAAGUUUGUCGUGAUUUAAUUUUUUGCUCAGCAACUAUACCGCAAGAUUUUGAUAAGACCAUUAAAGGCUUAUUUGGUCAAUUAGCAUUUUUUGUACCAAUUAUUACUCCAAGUUUACAUAAGAUCCCUAAACAAAUUGUUGUUAAAGUAUUGGAUUCUAACUUAGCUCCAUUUAAUGGAUCCAAAACCAGGUGUCUUGCCCAGGCGUUAUAUGCCAUUCAUAAUGAUGGAUCAGAAGCGGGAUACGUUAAACGUAUAGUGAUCUUUGUUAAUCAAAAGAAAAGUGUUCAUGCGUUAGUUGAAACACUUACUGAUAAAUAUGGUCAUAGACCCGAAGAUAUUAUUGGAGUCACUGGAGAAAAUUCACCAGAAGAUAGAUUAGCGCAGAUCAAACCAUUUAUUGAGCCGGCUCAAUUAAUUGAAGAAGAUCUUGACGGGAGUAAAAUCAAAGUCUUGGUAACUACUGAUUUAAUGGCUAGAGGAAUCAAUUUCAAUGGAGUCAAGAAUAUUAUUUUAAUGGAGAUUCCAAACAGUUCAUUAGAUUUGGUUCAUAGAAUUGGAAGAACAGGUAGAAUGAGACAAAGUGGGAGAGUUUUCAUUAUAAUCGAUGGUAAGAAAACAUGGAUCAAGGGAUUACCAAGAGCCAUUAAGAAUAAUAUGGUUAUUGCAUAA